ACAAGACCAGCCUUCCCCAGAGCAUCCCCGCCGCGGAGCGCAACCUUCCCCAGAGCAUCCCCGCCGCGGAGCGCAGUCUUCCAGAAGCAGAGCGCGGCGCCAUGGCCAAGAACACGGCGAUCGGCAUCGACCUGGGCACCACCUACUCGUGCGUGGGUGUGUUCCAGCACGGCAAGGUGGAGAUCAUCGCCAACGACCAGGGCAACCGCACGACCCCCAGCUACGUGGCCUUCACCGACACCGAGCGCCUCAUCGGAGACGCCGCCAAGAACCAGGUGGCGCUGAACCCGCAGAACACCGUGUUCGACGCGAAGCGGCUCAUCGGCCGCAAGUUCGGCGACCCGGUGGUGCAGUCGGACAUGAAGCACUGGCCCUUCCAGGUGGUGAAGGACGGCGACAAGCCCAAGGUGCAGGUGAACUACAAGGGCGAGAGCCGGUCUUUCUUCCCGGAGGAGAUCUCGUCCAUGGUGCUGACGAAGAUGAAGGAGAUCGCCGAGGCGUACCUGGGCCACCCGGUGACCAACGCGGUGAUCACGGUGCCCGCCUACUUCAACGACUCUCAGCGGCAGGCCACCAAGGACGCGGGCGUGAUCGCGGGUCUGAACGUGCUGCGGAUCAUCAACGAGCCCACGGCGGCCGCCAUCGCCUACGGGCUGGACCGGACCGGCAAGGGCGAGCGCAACGUGCUCAUCUUCGACCUGGGGGGCGGCACGUUCGACGUGUCCAUCCUGACGAUCGACGACGGCAUCUUCGAGGUGAAGGCCACGGCGGGAGACACGCACCUGGGCGGGGAGGACUUCGACAACCGGCUGGUGAGCCACUUCGUGGAGGAGUUCAAGAGGAAGCACAAGAAGGACAUCAGCCAGAACAAGCGCGCGGUGCGGCGGCUGCGCACUGCGUGCGAGAGGGCCAAGAGGACGCUGUCGUCCAGCACCCAGGCCAGCCUGGAGAUCGACUCCCUGUUCGAGGGCAUCGACUUCUACACGUCCAUCACGCGGGCGCGCUUCGAGGAGCUGUGCUCGGACCUGUUCCGCGGCACGCUGGAGCCCGUGGAGAAGGCCCUGCGCGACGCCAAGAUGGACAAGGCGCAGAUCCACGACCUGGUGCUGGUGGGCGGCUCGACGCGCAUCCCCAAGGUGCAGAAGCUGCUGCAGGACUUCUUCAACGGGCGCGACCUGAACAAGAGCAUCAACCCUGACGAGGCGGUGGCCUACGGGGCGGCGGUGCAGGCGGCCAUCCUGAUGGGGGACAAGUCUGAGAACGUGCAGGACCUGCUGCUGCUGGACGUGGCGCCGCUGUCGCUGGGUCUGGAGACGGCGGGCGGCGUGAUGACGGCGCUCAUCAAGCGCAACUCCACCAUCCCCACGAAGCAGACACAGACCUUCACCACCUACUCGGACAACCAGCCCGGGGUGCUGAUCCAGGUGUACGAGGGCGAGAGGGCCAUGACGCGCGACAACAACCUGCUGGGGCGCUUCGAGCUGAGCGGCAUCCCUCCGGCGCCCAGGGGCGUGCCCCAGAUCGAGGUGACCUUCGACAUCGACGCCAACGGCAUCCUGAACGUCACGGCCACGGACAAGAGCACCGGCAAGGCCAACAAGAUCACCAUCACCAACGACAAGGGCCGCCUGAGCAAGGAGGAGAUCGAGCGCAUGGUGCAGGAGGCCGAGCGCUACAAGGCGGAGGACGAGGUGCAGCGCGAGAGGGUGGCUGCCAAGAACGCGCUCGAGUCCUAUGCCUUCAACAUGAAGAGCGCCGUGGAGGACGAGGGUCUCAAGGGCAAGAUCAGCGAGGCUGACAAGAAGAAGGUGCUGGACAAGUGCCAGGAGGUCAUCUCCUGGCUGGACUCCAACACGCUGGCCGAGAAGGAGGAGUUCGUGCACAAGCGGGAGGAGCUGGAGCGGGUGUGCAGCCCCAUCAUCAGCGGGCUGUACCAGGGUGCGGGUGCUCCCGGGGCUGGGGGCUUCGGGGCCCAGGCGCCCAAGGGGGGCUCUGGGUCAGGGCCCACCAUCGAGGAGGUGGAUUAGAGGCCCCUCCCGGCUCUCCAGGUGCUGGCUAGGAGACAGAUAUUUGGCACCGAUGGCCGCUGGUGCACCAGUUACUGUCAAGUUUAGUCAGUCUGCUGGAGUUCAGUUUUAAGUUACAACCUUUCAUAAGGUAAUUGGGUUGACUGUUAAAUUUUGUAUGCUUAUGUUUUUUCUAUAUUCGAAAUUAACGUUUUGAGCUACUCUGGGCACAGUACCAGGGGAUUUUGGUUUAUAACUAAUGACAAGUAAAGUCUACAGAAAUUUUGGGAUUUUUUUAUCAUUGUUCCAGUGGCCUGGGGAGAUAUUGUCUUGUUGCCCAGUUUCUUUUCAGGACGGUCAUCUCUAAGACAAACUGUCUCUCAGAAACUUCUUUGUUCUGUGUACUACAAAUCUUUGCUCCUUUGUACUUAAAACUUUAGUUAUUUGCUUGUCCACAUUAAGGUUUUGUGGUAUAACCAGCCUGUUCGUAGCAUUUAAUCUAAGUAGGUUAAAGAUGUUUCCUUCUUGCAGACAUUCUGCACUGCCACCCUGUGUACAUUUUUUUCUUUGCAUCGCUACAAACUAAGACAAAAAAAUCUUUUAUAGCUUAAAUAUUCAAAAUAAAACGUUACAAGUA
Molecule: messenger RNA, 2643 nt
Organism: Apodemus sylvaticus (European woodmouse)
Lineage: Eukaryota; Metazoa; Chordata; Mammalia; Rodentia; Muridae
Gene: Hspa1a
Product: heat shock protein family A (Hsp70) member 1A
Exons: 2
Coding region: 102-2027 (641 amino acids)
Biological process (GO): regulation of mitotic spindle assembly; protein refolding; cellular response to unfolded protein
Cellular component (GO): cytoplasm; blood microparticle; vesicle
Molecular function (GO): ATP hydrolysis activity; ATP-dependent protein folding chaperone; misfolded protein binding
Source: RefSeq, a predicted model, not a curated record